Eimeria tenella is the source of this 879-nucleotide messenger RNA. RefSeq lists its product as uncharacterized. The transcript is spliced from 5 exons. Bases 1 to 879 code for a protein of 292 amino acids. Gene Ontology annotation, molecular function: protein binding. Lineage: Eukaryota; Apicomplexa; Conoidasida; Eucoccidiorida; Eimeriidae. The record is from RefSeq and is a predicted model, not a curated record.
AUGGUGCCGCAUCGCAUGCUUUUCGGAAAUAUGCUCCGCGAAAUCAUUUUGUUUGGGAUAUAUCUCGUCGGGGUGUGUGGCGAUGAGAGCUGGUGCAAAGCGACGCCGCAGGCUGGACUUCCCGCCUAUGGUCGUUGUCUUCCCGUGGACCAAGCAAUGGCUCGUUAUGUUGUGCAAGUGGCUCCUCUUGCUGCAUUCGGGCUAGAGGUGAAGUAUGUCGAACUUGUUUUCAUUGGAGGCGGAGUUCACCCGCGGGCCAGAAUUUCUCUUAUAGGUUCUUCGCGGAGCUCCGGCCCGAAAGUGUUGGAGGGAAGCUUUCCCCCUGGAAGCAACAGAGCCAUCAGGCUGCAGGCUGCAGACGUCGGCGAAUUGCAGGCAAUAGUCCUCAGCAACGACUCAGCAGCAGCCCCCUGGUUCUGCAAACAUAUCACAGUGCGCUCCGAAGGGAAAGCUGCCACUUUCAAAGUUGGGAAAUGGGUCGGAGUGCCAUAUCCCUCUUCUGUGUACGUCCCGCGGUACCCAACUGGCUUGGAGUUGACGCCUCAAGACAUAGACUGCCACACGCGGGCUGCAGACGUCUUCGAGGGACACCCAGGCGCAGCAGCAGCAGCAGCAAGAGUCCACUGCCCCACAAACUGCCAAGCCUCAGAAUUUGCCCACACUCAAGGCGCCUCUCUUCACCCGGCUCUUUCUUCGAUCUGCACUGCUGCAAUUCUUGACGGCUUGCUGACGCCCUCUGGGGGCGAUCUCGUGUUGACUGCAGUUGGACCAGUGGACCAGUACACUGGAACUGCUUACAAUGGCAUUGACUCUGUAGACUUCGCGUACUCCGUGGACAGAAAGCAAUACAGCUUCCACAUGUACCUUGUCGGUGAGUGA